ACAUUUUGCGAGGAUAAUAAUAAUAAUAAUAAUGGGAAAAGACCAGAAACCGUCUGGUAAAUCGUCGACUUCCUCUUGUGCCGAUCUCAGAAUCGCUUACAACAGUUGCUUCAACAAGUGGGUUUUCUCUCCAUCUGAAUCUGCUUUGUUUGCGCUGUCAAUUUUGAAUCUUUGCUCUCGAUGGUACUCGGAGAAGUUUCUGAAAGGGCAAUGGGAUGAAGAAGAGUGUUGUGCUGUUGACUGGCAAAAGUACAGGAAUUGCCUCUCGGAGCAUUUGGACGAUAAGCUUCUGAGUCGCUUCCUUGAAGCUGAUAGUGUAUUGGAUUCGGGAAAACAGGCUGAUCCCGAGAAAUCCAGCUGACGGCUCUCUUUCACCUUAAUCUUUCUCACCGACAUUCUUCCAUAAGCAUGCUUCCAUUGCUUCACUUAACUAAUGUCAUGUGGGGGAAUUGGAUCUUAUUGAUUAUGUGUUGGAAUUGAGAAAAAGGGAAGCUUGAAUGGUUGAUAUGUACCUUUGCAAGAGGGUUUAGCUAUUAAUGAAUAAGAUCGAUCGUCAAGGGUUUGAUCAAAGUCGGGAGGUGACGUUUUUCAGAUAAACGUCGGAUCAGCCCGUUUGUUAACUGACAGAUAGAUUUGCAUUCUCCCGGUUGGUGUAAAUAUACCGAAACAGAAUCAAUGAAAAUCGCUUGCCUUUCUCAAA
Messenger RNA from Tarenaya hassleriana, 700 nucleotides. RefSeq lists its product as uncharacterized. The coding region runs from base 32 to 361 and encodes 109 amino acids. NCBI's taxonomy places the organism in Eukaryota, Viridiplantae, Streptophyta, Magnoliopsida, Brassicales, Cleomaceae. The record is from RefSeq and is a predicted model, not a curated record. The transcript has 3 exons.